Messenger RNA from Sander lucioperca (pikeperch), 1225 nucleotides. It is a transcript of the gene rwdd3, whose product is annotated as RWD domain containing 3. Gene Ontology annotation, biological process: positive regulation of protein sumoylation; positive regulation of hypoxia-inducible factor-1alpha signaling pathway. Bases 156 to 932 code for a protein of 258 amino acids. Gene Ontology annotation, molecular function: protein binding. NCBI's taxonomy places the organism in Eukaryota, Metazoa, Chordata, Actinopteri, Perciformes, Percidae. The record is from RefSeq and is a predicted model, not a curated record. The transcript is spliced from 5 exons.
CUGAUGAACAUGGUAUGCCAUCUACCCGGACGACAAGGCGUCAUGGACAUGUGUAGCAGCAUAAUAUCCACUGAAAACAGUUUAAUUCCUCAAACGUGUCGCUUGUUUAACGCUGUUGCGGAGAAGCUAACAUGCAUGAUGUUGAUUCGUAAAUAAUGUCUGACGCUGCUUUAGAGGAAGUUUCAGUGUUAUCGUCCAUUUACUGCGGAGAAGGAGAGUUCCAACUCAUCCAGCAGUCUGCUCAGGAUGGGCUCAUGGUCCAAAUCAACAGCACUGUCGGAGGAGAAAGAGGGCUGGACGUGAGACUGUUGUUCCAUCUGCAGCCCAGCUACCCUUCCUGUCCCCCCGCCAUCUCCGUCUCUUCCACUGCUCUCUCCAGGACCCAGUGUCACAACAUCAGACAGACGCUGCUGGAUCAGGCUGCAGCUUUACCUCCAGAACCAAUGGUCCAUCAGCUGGUGGAGUGGUUGCAGCAGUGUGUGGAGGUGACGGAGAAGUGCAGAGGGGGUGAGGAGGAGGCGAAAGAGAGAGAGAGAGAGGAGGAAUGGACGGCAGUGCUGUCGUUAGACCACAUCCGAUCCCGGAGUCGUUACAUCGGUCUGCUGGAGCGCUGGAGCCGGACGCUGCAGCUCACUGGGCGCUUACUACUGGGACAGAGUAUACUGGUGGUUCUGCAGGGAGCCAGACCCAAUAUCAAGGAGUUCUGUCGCCUUUUGAAGACGGUGAAGGUGGAUGUGGAUUCUUCAGGCAAGAAAUGCAAAGAGAGGAUGAUGAAGGUUCUCAUUGAAAGCCCUUUGUCUUCCUCCUGCGGACAUGGUCUCCAGGGUUUCGUAGUGAAGAACUACGAGUCGUUCCCAGAGCUGGCCGCAGCCUUCCAGGAAAUCAACAUGACUGAGCUUUACCAGCAGAUACUGCCAUCAUUAAGGGACUGACAGCACACAGAGUACCAUGGUGACCAUGGUGACUUGACCUGAACUGAGAAGAUCCUUGACAAGAUUCAAGGAAGUAGGAACAGGUGCACACAGGAAGAGCUGGCUGUGUUGUGUGUGACCCUAAAUGUGAUAAAAUCGGGUUUAUAAUUAUGUUAAAGGUCCAGUGUGUAACGUGUUUAGUUGUUAAUUAUCAAAAUCUGGAUAUUUACUACCACCAUCAAUUCCAAGUAUUCCUUUUGGCUUGAAAUUUUUACAUUUGCAUUCGCAUGAACUGGGGUAGACGCUCCAUAUUC